AUGGAGCCUCGAAGAAAUGAGCCUUUAAUCGACAAACGUUCAGAUUUUUCUUUUUGCAAAGCAGUUUAUCACUUAGGUUCUUUGAGUUUACCUGUGGUGGUGUCUCAAUUUUUAAACGUGGUGAUCAAGCUUACGAGUUUUUUAUAUGUGGGAAAUAUAGACAAGUACAGAUUUGCAGGAAUGGGGUUAGGAUAUUCUUGAAUUGUUAUAAUUGGGGUAUCUCUAUCUAUGGGAUUAAGUGGAGGAUUAGACACUUUAUGUGCCCAAGCUUUUGGAAGAAAGCAAUAUCAUUUAGUAGGAAUUUGGUUUCAAAGAGGCUUAUCAGUUAUGGCUAUUGCUUAUUUUACGUCGCUUUUAUUUUGGUUUAACUCAGAGACGUGGUUUGUGUUUAUUGGAGUCGAUCCUCGAAUUGCAAAAUAUGCAAGUAACUAUAUAUAAUAAUUAAAGAGAAUUUAUAAUUAAAUUCUAAUGGAUAAUUCCUUUUCUAUAAAAAAUUUAGGCUUGGAUAUUUAAUAAAAAAUCAUUUUUUUAAAAAAUUGGAAUAAAAUACUACAUUCCAGCAAUUGGCCUUUUAAUGUUUUCUGAAAGCUAUAGAAGAUAUUUACAAGCACAAGGCCAUUUUUGGCCUGGCUUUAUAGCUUAUUUGAUAGCCUCUAUGUCACAUAUCUUUUCUGGAUAUCUAUUUAUUGUCUAUUUUGAAUUAUAUGAAGUAGGUGCCGCAAUUGCAUUACAUUACAUUAGAAUUAUCACGCUUAACGUCCACCACGGAGGUCAGCAAGAACCGGACCUGUCACCUUCUCUUCCACCUUGUCAGGCCCACAGGCCGCCGGUCCAGCCUGCUUUGAUCGCUAAUACAGGCUUGGAGGGGUGUUACCGACUUCGACGACUCAUGAGUGAGUUACUGGCCGUGCCCUACGUCGUUGCCAUUCCGAAAACCCAAAAAAUGGAUUUUCUGGUAGGCUCUCGGCAAAAAGGGAAAGCAAGUAGCCCGGGACGUAACGCCCGGUUUCACGCUAGGGAGUUGCCCGAUGGGUCGUGUGGACUCUGCUGGGCUUCCCCUUUCCAACCACCUGUCACCUUUACCUACGAGGUAAAAUCCAUCCCGAAGACAAGCUUGGGCUAGGCUCUGUAAACAUCCAGAAUUGCUUACCUAGCAUUGCUGCUCACUUCAGAAUGGCAAAACCUUGCCGGAUAUAGUUAAAAUAUGAGUCGAGUAUGCAUGGCCGGAAGGCCAUGCCCAGACGAAGACGCCAUAUUUUAAUUAUAGGUGCCGCAAUUGCAACCAACAUGACUUAUUCAAUCCUAGUUAUAGUCUUAUUUACAGUCGUCAGAGUUAAAAAACUUGAUAAGAAAUGCAGAACUGGAAUUGAUUUCAGUAACUAUUUCGAAAACAUUAAAGUGUUUUUAAAAAUAUACCUGUUUGCCAAGAAUAGCCCACUAAGGAGCAUUUGAUUCGCCAUUUGGUUAGCCAGAAAAUAUGGCAUGCCCAACGAAUUUUCAAGCCAGCUAUUGUUUGGGCCAUCCAAAAAAUGCUCCUUAGUGGGCUAUUCUUGGUAAAUAAGUAUAUGCAAUUCCUACUUUAAUAAAUGUACUUAUUCCAACAGUAUUUUAUGAAUUUGCGUUAUACCAGGCUACAUUGCUCGGGCAUGAUUAUCAAGCCGCACAUAUAAUAAUUGUCAGCGCUGAUGGGUUUUUUUAUAUGCUUCCUGUUGGAUUAAGCAUAACUAUGGCUUCAGUAGUUGGAAGAGCCAUUGGAGAAUCAAAGCCCAAAAAAGCUUUGCUUUUUGUAAAAGCGUCGUUUAUUAUAUUACUCGUCAUCAUGCUUCCUAUAUCAACUGCAACCAUAAUUUUUGGAUUUCCAUGAAGUGAAAUUUUUACCAAGGUAAAUUUUAUUUAGGAUGAAAAUGUAAUUGACAUUACGAGCUCAAUUUCUUACAUAGUAGGUGUUUAUAUUUUUCUUAGUGCAUGUAGCUGCACAAUUGUAGGGAUUUUAAGAGGACUUGCAAAGCAAAGCAAAGUUGUUGGGGUUUUUGUGGUCGGAUAUUACUGUAUUGGGUCACCUUUAGGAUAUGUUCUUGCGUUUUUUGGCGAUCUCGGCUUGCAUGGGGUUUGGACUGGGCUUUUUAUAGGAGAUUUUACUUCUUUAUGCCUUUUAGUGUGGAUUUUGUUUAGAACUAGAUGGGAAUCUGCAAAAGAUGCAGUUGAAGCUAAAGUGUAA
Messenger RNA from Blepharisma stoltei, 2218 nucleotides. The record is from the annotation of a GenBank genome assembly. NCBI's taxonomy places the organism in Eukaryota, Ciliophora, Heterotrichea, Heterotrichida, Blepharismidae.